UGUUGUGUUUAUAUGUUGUGAGUCAUUUGGAAACCGUGAUAAAACCUCAGAAUUGAAACAAAAUUUAGUCUGCCACCGAAAUUACAAGUAUCAACAUGUCUCUGGUUACGGAUGAAGAAUGGGUGGAGUACAAGUCCAAGUUCGACAAGAGCUACGAAGCGGAGGAGGAUCAGCUGCGUCGGGAAUUGUAUGCAAAGGCCAAGGCCCGGAUUGAUGAGCACAAUCGCAAGUUCGAGAAGGGAGAAGUGACUUGGAAAAUGGGAAUUAACCAUUUAGCCGACCUUACCCCGGAAGAAUUUGCCCAGCGUUGUGGCGGUAAAAAGCCGCCAAAUUAAAUUCCAGAAUCUCCACUAUUUCUUAUUUUAAACAGUGAUUUUUAAAAGACAGAAUCUCUGUAUUUCUAUAAAUACGCAUUUAUAUGUUUUGAAUGUUUUUUACCCACCCCCAAAUAAACAAUAAAUCAGCUGUUUUGUACAUUUAAAA
Messenger RNA from Drosophila elegans, 483 nucleotides. RefSeq names its product protein CTLA-2-beta (gene cer). The transcript has 2 exons. The record is from RefSeq and is a predicted model, not a curated record. Bases 96 to 335 code for a protein of 79 amino acids. NCBI's taxonomy places the organism in Eukaryota, Metazoa, Arthropoda, Insecta, Diptera, Drosophilidae.